AUGCCAACGCGCAAACGUCAGAAGAAGACGGACAGCAGAGUCGCCGAGCUGGAAAAGAAGAUUGAUGCCUUGACAGCAAGUUUACAGGCCAGGGCGGCACCUGUAGGUGGUCAGACAUAUACGCAAGCUCAAACUCACGGCACUGCGGACUCUCCCAGAAAUGUCACUCCAAAGCCAUCCAAUGACUCCAGCCUACCUGGAGCUUCACACAAUAAUGCUAGUUGGAGACCGCCCACUCAUCCGCCUGCGUGGGGUUCCUUUGCAUCGACUCAACCUCUCAUGCCACAGGCGUCUGCAGCUGAACAGAACUCAGAGCGCGCAUCUCCAGCUCGAUCAACUGCGACGAUGAAUCAUACUCCAGCAAUCGGACAGAAGAGGAAGUUCUCAGACGGCCGCGAAGGCUCAGUCGAGCAACCACGCGCUGAAGAAACUCCGGCUGAGGCUCUGGCGGCUUAUCUGACUAGAGCAAAGGGUGGUGAUAUUGUCGAGCGUGGCAUUAUCACUAUGGACAAGGCUACCGAGCUGUUUGCUCGAUACAACGACCAUAUGAUCUCGCAUCUUCCGGCUGUCAUCUUCCAGCCCGGCUUUACAGCAUCUGAGCUGCGAAAGACUAAACCAAUAUUGUUUCUAGCCAUCAUGGCAGUUGCGUCCGCAGAGUCGCCUGCUCUCCAAAAGACUCUUCAAAAAGAGAUGAUGCUUACCUUUGCCGAGAAGGUGAUACUCUCAGGUGAAAAGAGUCUCGAACUAGUCCAGGCAAUCAAUGUCGGUGUGAUUUGGUACUGGCCGCCAGAGCACUUUGAAGAGCUCAAGUUCUACCAGCUUGUUCACAUGUCAGCUGUCAUGGCCAUCGAUAUUGGACUCGGUCAAAAGUUCAAGCAGCGCCGUGGACUAGUCAUGCCCGAUACAUGGCGUCCUGCACCAGGCGCCUCGCUCCCUGGACCUCCUAUGCCUCAGAACCGUCGAUGGACACCUCCAGAUUCGACGAGUCUGGAGAGUCGACGCACUUGGCUGACGUGCUAUUUCCUAGCAACCAAUACUUCCAUGGCAUUGCAUCGGCCCAAUCUCAUUCGCUGGACUCCUUUUAUGGACGAGAGUCUCCAACUGUUGCAAUCAUCGCCAGAUGCUGCCCCGACUGAUGCUUAUUUCUGCCAUAUUGUUUGGGCACAUCAUCUAUCAGAAGAAGUUGGCGUACAAUUUUCCCUCGAUGAUCCGACUACAGAUAUCAACAUGAGCGAUCCAAGGACCCAAUACAUUCUCAGGGGCCUUGAGCAAGAAUUGAAACAAUACAAAGAAAAAGUUCCACAGGACCUGCUGCAACCAACGCUUUUGAUCAGUUUUGGCGUACUAAACUUAUACAUGCAUGAGGUGGCGCUACAGUCUCGUGCCGAGAGUUUACGUCCGCCGUUUUCAACGGCCAACCUACAAAACGGUCUGGUCGGCGGGGACAAGCUGUCCGCUGCAUACAUCAGUGCCGUAUCAACUUGUUUGGCCUCUAUAAGGGACAUGCUCAGCACCUUUCUUGCUAUGGAUGUCUUCAGCGUGCGAACCCUACCCGUAUUCAACUUCGUCCGCGUUGCCUAUGCUGUCGUUAUGCUUAUCAAGCUCUACUUCACAGUAUCGGCGACAGGUUCAGAUCUUGGUCGCGUAAUUAACAAAGAAGACUUGCAAGUUGGCAAGUACCUUGAUGGCCUUCUCGAUAAGUUCCGUGCCACCGCUGCAGACGACCGCUGUCGACCCGCCGCCAAGUUCCUUGUUGUUCUUGUUAUGCUUCGUAGCUGGUUCUACAAACAAGCAAAGUCUGAAGCCAAGGAAUCCCAACCGGCUCCUCCGCCACCUUCAGUCAGACAAUCACCCUCACAGCAGCAACAGGCGACUCCUGGCAACAAUCCGUCAUCCAAACCGUCAGACCGCGCCUCAACGGCCAAUACUCCCCUUCAGCUUCUCUCUGAAGUCGCUACCGGUGCUGGCUCUCGCAACCGGGAAUCCUCAGCCAGCCGGCCAUCGGUAGUAGGAUGGGGCUCGAAUAUGCCACAAGCUCCACAGCCCUUCUUCCACGAUAACUCUGAUAACGCUUCCAACUCAACCGGCUCCAUGCCAUACUACAACGAGCCAUUCUCAGCAGAUCUGGCUGCCGCAAUGGCGCCCGUAAUGCCAUCCCUGCCGUCUGCAGCUGAUGGCAUGGGCAACAACAAUAACGGCGACAUAUUUGACUUCCCCAACUUCAUCCCAGGUUGGGACUUGGAAGGCAUGGGUAUGGGCUUAGGUUCGCAGGGAAUGUGGGAGGAUGGAAUGCGUAUCUUUCUCGAGGAGCCUUGGUUUAAUUCCAUGUUCCAGGGCAACCCUGCUACUAACAACCCCAAUUUGAACUUUUAA
Messenger RNA from Fusarium coffeatum, 2373 nucleotides. RefSeq lists its product as uncharacterized. NCBI's taxonomy places the organism in Eukaryota, Fungi, Ascomycota, Sordariomycetes, Hypocreales, Nectriaceae. The record is from RefSeq and is a predicted model, not a curated record. Gene Ontology annotation, cellular component: nucleus. Gene Ontology annotation, biological process: regulation of DNA-templated transcription; DNA-templated transcription. Bases 1 to 2373 code for a protein of 790 amino acids. Gene Ontology annotation, molecular function: transcription cis-regulatory region binding; DNA-binding transcription factor activity, RNA polymerase II-specific; zinc ion binding. The transcript is spliced from 2 exons.